AUGUCCAGCCCCUGGAUCUUCGUCUCCCCCUCCUCCAGGGGCAUAGGCCGCCACCUGACCCGGCACCUCCUCCUCACGAUGCGCGCCCCGAUCCUCGCGACCUGCCGCGCCGCCGACACCACGGCCGCCAAGCACCACAUCCUCGACGCCCUCCCCGGCGCCGAGGACCUCGCCCCGCGCCUCAAGGUCGUCCGCCUCGACGUGACCGACGAGCCCACCAUCGCCGCCGCCGCGGAGGAAGCGAAAGCCCUGUUCCCGCCGGCGACGCACCACCUGCGCCUCGCGCUCGCGACGCCGGGCAUCUUGCACCCGGAGAAGGCGCCCGCGCAGAUCGAGUACGACGCGGCGCUGGAGACGUUCAAAGUGAACACGCUGGGCCAGAUGAUGCUCAUGAAGCACUUUUCGGGGUUCCUCCCGCGCAAGGCCGUAUCCUUCAAAAGUGACGAGGAGGAGGGGCUGCCGCCGGGGAGGGCCGUGUGGGCGGCCAUGUCGGCGCGGGUGGGCAGCACGUCGGACAACCGCAAGGGCGGGUGGUACAGCUACCGCGCGUCCAAGGCGGGUGUGACGAGCCUGGCCAAGAGUCUGGAUCUGUGGUUGGGAGCAAGGAGCGGCGAGAAAGCGAUGGCCGUGGCGUAUCACCCCGGCACCGUGAAGACGGGGUUGAGCAAGGCGUUUUGGGACGGGGUGCCCGAGGGCAAGCUGUUUGAGCCCGACGUGCUCACGAAGGAGGUCGGGCUGGAGGGACGAGGCAGGUGUUGGGACUGGCAGGGAAAGGAGAUUCUGCCUUGA
This is a messenger RNA of Colletotrichum chrysophilum, 789 nucleotides long. RefSeq lists its product as uncharacterized. Lineage: Eukaryota; Fungi; Ascomycota; Sordariomycetes; Glomerellales; Glomerellaceae. The transcript has 2 exons. The record is from RefSeq and is a predicted model, not a curated record. Bases 1 to 789 code for a protein of 262 amino acids.